CACGUUGCAAUACAGCCUUCACUUUGCUGAUAAUCACAACAUUGACCUACAUUACAUUACAGCGCAUCUCUCACAUUGCUUGUAAAAGCUGCCCGUACCUGUACAUUUUACAGUGCUUUAAAAGAUGCAGGUUUAAAAGAUGAUAUCUUGUGAAUCACUGUUAUUUACGAAAGAUUUUCAUUUCAAAACCGUUUUUGUACUGUACGCUUAGUACGUAACCGACCGCGACAAUGUUUUUGGCGCUGAUUGGAACGUUAAGCAGCGGUGCGCUGCUGUACGGCCUGUACUACAUCGCGGCGUGGUACCUGCGCGAAUGGCGUUACCGCUGGCCGCCGGGUCCGCGUUGUCUGCCGCUGAUCGGGUCGCCGCAGUCGCAGUCCGAUCUCAAAUCCUUCCAGCGCACCAACUACAACAACGCCAAGAAGUACGGGAGUGUCGUGCGCACCAUGCUCGGUCCCCACGCCGUCGUCCAGCUCAACGAUCCCAAGAUUAUCAAGGAGGCCUUCUCCCGGGACGUCUUUGUGCCGCGUCCUACCAUCUGGUACUUUGACGAACGGGCCCGCAUGAACGAUGGUGCAACCGGUAUCGUCUUCAGCCACGGUCAAACGUGGAAAGAUCACCGGCGUUUCAUCCUGCACACGCUGCGUGAUUUCGGCGUGGGUAAAUUCAAGAUGGAGGAGAAGAUCGUCGAAGAGGCGGCGACGCUGAUCAAACUGCUGGAAGCGGCCAACGGCCAGCCAAUCGACACGCGCGCACCUAUAAGCAGCACCGUCGCCAACGUCAUCGGCAGCGUGCUGAUGAGCAAGCGCUACGAACCCGACGACCCGGAUUUCUUGAACAUCAUACGCUGGACGCGGGAGAGCACCCAGUUCACGCCGAAGAAGAUCGCCCUGGCGUCCUUUCCGUUCCUGCGUUAUGUCCCACCCUUCCUCACCACCUACAGCGAACUGCUGGGGAAUUUGCUGGGAUUCAAGAAAUUCUUCUGGCAGCACUGUAAAGAGCAUUUGGACAACUGGCAACCGGAACGGAACGCCGAUUUCAUCGACACGUACAUUGCCGCUAUCAAAAAACAUGAACCGGCAACGUUUAACCUGAAUGAGUUGCUGCUGACGCUGGAUGAUAUGUUCGAAGCCGGAUUCGAGACCACUACGACAACGUUGCGAUGGGCGUUAUUGCUAAUGGCCACCCAUCCUGAUAGUCAAGCCAAGGUGCACGCCGAACUGGACAAGAAUAUUCCGUUUGAUUCUUUUGCCAAACUGUCGGAUAAGGAGCAGUUGCCGUAUACGGAAGCGACGAUCACGGAAGUGCACCGCUUCGCCAGCGUCGUCCCGGUGGGCGUCGGGCAUUUGGCGGAAGAGGACGCCACCAUUCAGGGAUACGACAUCCCUAAAGGUACCUGGCUGCAGGCCAACAUCUACUUCGUCCACCACAACACCGACUGGUGGGAUCAACCCGAACAGUUCAAUCCCGACCGCUUCCUGACCAAGGACAACCAAGUGCAGGCUUCGGACAACGUCAUGCCUUUCGGUCUCGGGAAGCGGCGUUGUCUUGGCGAAGCGUUGGCGCGCGCCGAACUCUUCAUCAUCUUCACCGCCGUCAUGCAGCGCUUCACCGUCCGCCUGCCGGACGGCGGUCAGACGGCCGACUUGUCGCCUACCGUCGGGGUUAUCGCUGACACGCAGCCUCACCAACUGUGCUUCGUUCCACGCAAUGUUUAACGCCCAUUCGGCUUCGACUGCGCUGACCGGGUUUAACCGUUGCUGCUGUGUUGCAGUCCGUCUGACCAGUAUUUGAAUGUGCUUGCGUUUGAUGUUUUAAAACCCGUUACACUGGUAAAAAAGAAAGCUCUGUAUCCAUGCACCCGCCAAAACAAAUUACAUGUCUUAU
Paramacrobiotus metropolitanus is the source of this 1887-nucleotide messenger RNA. Its product is annotated as cytochrome P450 2C15-like. Gene Ontology annotation, molecular function: oxidoreductase activity, acting on paired donors, with incorporation or reduction of molecular oxygen, reduced flavin or flavoprotein as one donor, and incorporation of one atom of oxygen; heme binding; iron ion binding. Gene Ontology annotation, biological process: xenobiotic metabolic process. Bases 231 to 1718 code for a protein of 495 amino acids. The transcript is spliced from 6 exons. NCBI's taxonomy places the organism in Eukaryota, Metazoa, Tardigrada, Eutardigrada, Parachela, Macrobiotidae. The record is from RefSeq and is a predicted model, not a curated record. Gene Ontology annotation, cellular component: cytoplasm; intracellular membrane-bounded organelle.